This is a messenger RNA of Anarrhichthys ocellatus (wolf-eel), 1712 nucleotides long. RefSeq names its product PDZ and LIM domain protein 3. The record is from RefSeq and is a predicted model, not a curated record. The transcript has 7 exons. Gene Ontology annotation, molecular function: muscle alpha-actinin binding; actin binding. Gene Ontology annotation, biological process: heart development; muscle structure development; actin cytoskeleton organization. Gene Ontology annotation, cellular component: filamentous actin; stress fiber; adherens junction. NCBI's taxonomy places the organism in Eukaryota, Metazoa, Chordata, Actinopteri, Perciformes, Anarhichadidae. Bases 469 to 1416 code for a protein of 315 amino acids.
CGUCAACCAGAGAGAGAGAGGAGGCCAGCCAGACUGUGAGCUGGUUUACAUCCUCACUCUGUCUACAAGUGUCCAUGUAGGUAUUCGCAGACGUGAGCCAAAACUGGAUUUAUUUAGGACGACUGAAGCCUGUGUAGCACCUGAUUUAUCAGGCAAAAUAUUGCUUUCUAUUUUGAGAGAGAAGUAGUAACAGAGAAAAGAAGAACUAAGAAAAAGUGCUCAACAGAUACAAGAAGACCGUCAAGCAAGUGCUGGUAGAACAGUCUGGGAGUCAGUUCCCAAAAUCUGACCAAUUACUUCACUUCUGGGGUGGGGUCUGUCCAUUCUCCUCCCCCUGCACCCACCCACAUGGGUUCAAAAUCUGCAUCACUUUGAUAUCCCUCUGCUCUUUAACUUGGUUCCCCCUCUGCGUGCAGUUUACUGUCAGUGCUGUUGUUCUCCAACAGAGCGGGGAGACAUUAACGGGUCAUGCCACUCAAAGUCGUGUUGGUCGGUCCGGCCCCCUGGGGGUUUCGCCUGACAGGAGGAAAGGACUUCAACCAGCCCCUGACCAUCUCCAGGAUCACCCCCGGCAGUAAGGCAGCCGUAGCCAACUUGUGUGCCGGUGAUGUCGUCCUGGCCAUCGAGGGAUUCCCAGCCACAGACAUGCUGCACAGCGAAGCCCAGAACAAGAUAAAAGAGUCAACCCAUCAGCUCGGUCUUACUGUUGAAAGGAAUGAAUCGAGACUGUGGACACCACGUGUUGUGGAGGACGGCAAAGCUCACCCAUAUAAAAUGAACUUAGAAGCAGAGCAGCAGGAAUACAAACCUAUUGGCACGGGUCACAACCGGAAAGCUCAGCCAUUUGUUGCGGCAGCGAACAUCGAUGACACGCAUCAGGUGGUCAGUUCAGCCUACAACACCCCGAUAGGCCUGUACUCCUCAGGCAACAUCCAGGACGCCAUGGAGGGCCAGAUCCGAGGCCUGGCUCUACCCAAACCUGAGAGUCCCAGAACUUUGGCUAGCAUCGAGGACUCUGACGUGUACCAGAUGUUACAGAGAGACCAGGAGGAGCCCCAGGAGCCUCGGCAGUCUGGCUCGUUCCGAGCCCUGCAGGACUUUAUUGACAGUGAUGGCACUCGUCCCAUUGUGACCAGGACAGUAAAAGCCCCGACAAACAAACCAACUACGCCCACAGGAAACCUGCAGAAGCUGCCCGUCUGCGACAAGUGUGGGAAUGGGAUUGUCGGGACGGUGGUCAAAGCACGAGACAAAUAUCGUCACCCCGGUUGCUUUGUGUGCUCCGACUGUGACGUCAACCUCAAACAGAAGGGCUAUUUCUUCGUGGAGGAGCAGCUGUACUGUGAGACUCACGCUCGCGCUAGAAUGAGACCACCAGAGGGACACGACCUCAUCACAACUUUCCCUUCUGCAUAGAUUCAUGGCAAACAGACACACAUACAAACAGACACUUCUGUGUCCUACAUCUGUUUUGUGUGUUUAUCUGCACUUGUUUAUCUGAUGUUGUCUAUGUGCAAUGAUAUAUCGAUAAGAAUACACUUUACUCCCUGAUCUUUACAGCAAGAUGUUUUCUCUGUGUAGGAACAUGUCACAGUUGAACAGCCUGGUUGUUUAGCAGCAGUGACUACAAAACACACUGAGACUUGCCUCUUUCAUUUUGCCACUUUCUCAUAAUUCAAUGUCUUUGCAAUAAAGACCUUUUGCUCAUACUG